AUCGGAUCAGGUUGCCGAAAACCUCCACCUGUACUACAAGCGCUUCACAACGCCGAGUGAGUCAGCAUGCGUAUGAAUCUCAUCGAUCCUACGGCCGCAGCCGUCCGUUUUCCGACUUCCCUUCAAACAUCAUCCUUCAACCCAUACACCAUCCAACCCUUUCUUGCAUAAGCCCGUCUCGAAAGGUUUCCUCAACUCGCUGUAAGUCCAAUCCUAAUCGUUCCCUCGGAAAGAAUGGGUUCAUUUAUACCCAAACAGGACGCAGACAUCGCGCCAUUGCCAUCCAAGGAUGUCCUCCUCAGCCUGCGAUCUGGCAAAAUCCGCCCUCUCGGCGGUGUGACCAUCCGGUCAGCAAUUAAUAAGAACCCACGUAAAGGCAAAGUGAAAGUCACCCGGACGGGAUUGGUUGGCGAUGAGAUGCAAUAUGAAAUGCACGGCGGGUCCGAAAAGGCCCUGCACCAAUACUGCGCGAGUCACUACCAGAAGUGGAACGAAGAGAUUCACAACCGGGAACAUCUGUUCAAGAUAGGCGGUUUUGGCGAAAACUUGUCGACUGCGUUGCUUUCGGAGGACAAUGUCUGCAUUGGCGACAAGUUCCGGCUCGGGCCCGAGGUUAUCGUGGAAGUCAGCGAACCUCGAUGUCCCUGUUUUAAGCUAAACCAUCGCUUCGAGUACAAGAAAGCAUCAACGAUGGCCCAGAACAGCGGGCGCACUGGAUGGUAUCUUCGAGUCUUGCAGGAGGGUCAUCUGCAAGAAGGGGAUGAGUUUGAGCUCAUUGAGCGCAUCAACCCUCAUUGGUCCAUCUCCAGAGUCCAGAAAUACCUUUUUCACGAAGUAAACGACCUCGAGGCGGCUGCUGAAAUGAGCCAGCUGCCUCGUCUUGGCGAUGAGACGGCCGAAACCUUUCGCAGCCGCCUGAUCAAGGGCGCCGAGGAUAUGAGUGGUCGGCUUGAGGGAGAUCGCAUCCCGGUCGUCUGGAAAUCCUACAGGCUUGUCGAGAAGAUUGUGUUGACCCCGAGGGUGAAGAAAUUCGUCUUUGAGGUCGACCAAACCAGCACCGAUAUUGAUGAUAUCCAACUUGGACGCUUCCCACACGUGCGGCUUCAGUUUGGCCCCAACCACAGCUUCUCGCGGGCCUACUCUGUUGUCUCUGGCGAUAUGGGACGAUUCGAGCUGGGUGUAGCACGGGAUGAUAAGUCUAGAGGCGGCUCGAUUUAUCUCCACGACAACGUACGAAUCGGCAAUUCCAUCAAGGUUGCCAAAGGACAUACAGCGGAGGGAGCUUUGCGGUCGAGCUGCAUUGAUAAUACGGCGAGUCAGAAACAUGUCUUCAUCAUUGGAGGCAUAGGCGUCACAGCAUUCCUUCAGGAGAUUGCGACCAUCUCAAAGACAUCAGCAGAUCUUGAAAUCCACUACGCGGUGCGCAGCAAGAAUGAAGCCGCAUACCUGAACCUUCUACCUCCCAAUCGAACGACAGUCUACGCCAAUAACGAGGGACAACGGUUAGACCUCAACAAAAUCGUGCCUGUAACUGAAAAUGGCGGAGUCAAAGCCAUGAUCUACUGCUGUGGACCAAGUUCACUCAUGGAAGCAUGCCGUAACCUGACAUUUAAACGACGGUAUCCACAAUCGUCGACGCACUUUGAAGAUUUUGGCGGCGCGACCACGGGAACUGGCGAUCCAUUUGAGGCCGAGAUCAAGUCGACGGGCCAGGUGUUGCAGGUGCCUCGGAAGAAGUCUCUGCUGCAGAUCCUCAACGACGCUGGGUUUGAGAUCGAGUCUUCUUGUCAAGUUGGGAAUUGUGGAAUGUGUAUGGUGGACUAUUGCAAAGGCGAGGUUGAGCACCGGGGUUUUGCAUUGGAGGAAGAGCAGAAAGCUGGUACUAUGUUGAGCUGUGUUAGUCGUGGGAAGGGGAGAAUCAUUGUGAAUUGUUAGUGUUGUCAACUUUGUUAGUCGAGUGCUAGUCGCUCCAGAGGAACUCAAUUCUACCCUUAUUUCAUUGGAUGGUAUCGCAGGGAAACGGCGAUUCGCAGUCUCUAGUCGCGGAACUUGCAACUGCCGUC
Molecule: messenger RNA, 2063 nt
Organism: Pseudomassariella vexata
Lineage: Eukaryota; Fungi; Ascomycota; Sordariomycetes; Amphisphaeriales; Pseudomassariaceae
Product: pyruvate kinase-like protein
Exons: 1
Coding region: 235-1935 (566 amino acids)
Molecular function (GO): oxidoreductase activity; 2 iron, 2 sulfur cluster binding; pyridoxal phosphate binding
Source: RefSeq, a predicted model, not a curated record